This is a messenger RNA of Lodderomyces jiufengensis, 1716 nucleotides long. It is a transcript of the gene ABC1, whose product is annotated as protein kinase. Gene Ontology annotation, biological process: ubiquinone biosynthetic process. Gene Ontology annotation, molecular function: kinase activity. The record is from RefSeq and is a predicted model, not a curated record. Gene Ontology annotation, cellular component: extrinsic component of mitochondrial inner membrane. Bases 1 to 1716 code for a protein of 571 amino acids. Lineage: Eukaryota; Fungi; Ascomycota; Pichiomycetes; Serinales; Debaryomycetaceae. The transcript has a single exon.
AUGUCUAUAAGUAAAAGACUAUAUGAAUUAGCUGUUGUGUCAAAUUCAUUAUUGAAUGUUACAGAAGGUUCAGUAAAAAUACUAAAAAAUGAUGUUUAUAAUUAUAUUCAAAAUAAUUAUAUACUAAAAACUAUACGAGAUCAAGUUGAUGAAAAUAAACCAAUGUGGGAUGAAACUCAAUCUAUAUCAAUAAGAGCUAGACUUAAUAAAGAAAAUUCCAAAAAUCCAUUCAAUAACACUGGUCAAACGCGUGCAUAUUCAACUAAAUCAUUUUAUCCUGGUGAAGAAGUAGAUUUAGAUGCUCCAACUAUCAAUCCAACAACUCCUGUACAAAUAACAACUAUAGAUCCAGCUUCGUCUCCAAAUUUCCCGAAACCAAAAUUAAGAGAACAUCAACUACUACAAAGUGAAAUUCCAAGUUCAAGAUUAGCAAGAAUAUUUCAUUAUGGAUCAUUAGCUGCUGGAAUGGGAUUGAAUGCUGCAACUCAAGGUUUGAAAAAUUAUGCUUCUGGAGAAUCAAUGACUAUGAAAUCAUUAUUUUUAUCACCUCAAAAUAUAGAGAGAAUGGCAAAGAAAUUUUCCAAAAUGAGAGGUGCAGCUUUAAAAUUAGGUCAAAUGUUAUCAUUUCAAGAUUCUUCAAUUUUACCAAAAGAAAUUCAACAAAUUUUAUUAAGAGUUCAAAAUUCUGCUCAUUAUAUGCCACCAGGUCAAUUGGAGAGAGUUAUGGUUGGAGAUUUAGGUAUGAAUUGGAGAGAAAGAUUAUUUGCUUCAUUUGAUGAUGUUCCAAUUGCUGCUGCCUCUAUUGGUCAAGUUCAUACUGCAGUAACAGAAGAUUUAACUCCGGUAGUUGUGAAAGUUCAAUACCCAGGUGUUGCUAAUUCAAUAGAUUCUGAUUUAAAUAAUUUAUUAAUGAUUUUAACUGCUUCAUCAUUAUUACCUGCAGGAUUAUUUUUAGAUAAAACUAUUGCAAAUGCAAGAGUUGAAUUAAAAUGGGAAUGUGAUUAUAUAAGAGAAGCUCAAAAUUUAAUUAGAAUGAGAGAAUUUUUAAAAGAUGAUGAAGUAUUUGAAGUUCCAAGAGUUUUUCAUAAUAUAUGUGGUGAACAUGUUUUAACUAUGGAAAAAAUGAAAGGUAUUGAAAUUGUUAAAGGAAAUUGGGAUCAAAGUACAAGAGACUGGAUUGCAACUAAUAUAAUGAGAUUAUGUUUGUUAGAAUUAAAAGAAUUUAAAUUUAUGCAAACUGAUCCAAAUUGGGCUAAUUUCUUAUAUAAUGAACAAACUCAUAAAAUUGAAUUAUUAGAUUUUGGUGCAGCUCGUGAUUUUAGUGAAGAUUUUAUUACAAAUUAUGUUAAAGUAUUAAGAGCUGCAGUUAAAAAAGAUGCUAAAAAAGUUGAAGAAAUAUCUCAUGAUUUAGGUUAUUUGACAGGAUUAGAAUCACCAGCAAUGAUAAAAGCUCAUGUUGAUUCAGUAAUGUGUUUAGGUGAAGCUUUUUCACCAAUUGAUAAUAAUGGGCAACCUUUCAAUUUUAAAAAACAAACAAUAACUGAUAGAGUUAGAGGUAAUAUUGGAUUAAUGUUGAAUGAAAGAUUAGCACCACCACCAGAAGAAACUUAUUCAUUACAUAGAAAGUUAAGUGGUGUAUUUUUGUUAUGUGCAAGAUUAAAUGCAACUGUUCCAUGUGAAGAUUUAUUUAGAGAAAUUGUUGGUUAUGAAGAUUAA